AGUGUGCCGCGCACGCCGUCGUUGGGAUUUCGCUGCAGCCGCCGCCGCCGCCCUCGCGCGAGUUUGCCACUACGCCGAUAUCGUUUUUUAAUAUAUAUAUAUAUACGAUUAUUAUUAUUUUAAAUGCAUUGAUUUUUUCGUAUAACGAAAAACACGUUACAAAUCCGUCAACAAUAAUAAUUACACUCAUUGAAAAAUAACAUACGGUAAUGUAAUUUCCCGCGCGUUUUCGACGCGUCACACAGCGUUUGACGUCAAGAUCAGUCGUUUCUCAAUGCGAUCGUUGAUCAAACAUUUGAAAUGGAAAUGCUGGUUGUCAAUGCAUUCUGGAUCUUGAUUGUUUUUUGUCAAAACAUCAAUACCGAUGGAGCCCUUGCUCAGUCUCAAUCGUCUAAAGAUGCUGACCAAAUUGCCAACUCUGUCAGCCAAGGUGACCACGAACAUUCAAUGCCCAGAUUUGCCGAGCCUAUACCCAACGUGACGGUUAGCGUGGGGCGGGAUGCUCUGUUGGCGUGUGUCGUCGACAAUCUUCGCGGGUAUAAGGUGGCAUGGGUUCGAGUGGACACACAGACUAUUUUGUCUAUUCACCACAAUGUGAUUACCCAAAAUCUCAGAGUGACUCUGUCGUACAACGAUCACCGGUCGUGGUACCUGCACAUCAGGGACGUGCACGAGGAAGACCGGGGCUGGUACAUGUGUCAGGUGAACACGGACCCGAUGCGAAGCCGACAGGGAUAUUUGCAAGUAGUCGUUCCGCCGAGCAUUGUGGACAAGGAGACCAGCACGGACAUGGUCGUGCGAGAAGCGAGUAAUGCCACUUUAAUAUGCAAAGCGUCCGGAUACCCCGAACCGUAUGUGAUGUGGCGCCGAGAGGACGGGGACGAUAUUAAUUACAACGGAGACACAGUUAAUUUUGUCGAUGGCGAAGUUUUGCACAUAACGAGGGUAAGUCGGUUGCACAUGGGAGCGUACUUGUGUAUAGCUUCCAACGGUGUACCUCCGUCCAUUAGCAAGAGAGUCACGCUCAAAGUCCAAUUCCCGCCCAUGUUGACCAUAUCGAAUCAAUUGGUGGGCGGUUACAUUGGCCAGGACAUCAAGUUGGAGUGUCAUACUGAAGCAUUCCCCACGUCCAUUAACUUUUGGACAACCGAAAAGGGCGACAUGAUUGUUUCGGAUAUGACGGUUUCAGGGGAAAAAUACGAGGCUGUGUCCACAGACAACGGUUACAACAAGUAUAUGGUAUUGAAAAUUAGAAAAUUGUCACCGCAGGACUUUGGGUCGUACAAGUGUGUGGCCAAGAAUUCUCUGGGCGAGACCGACGGAUUCAUCAAGUUAGACCAAAUUCCAAUACCCUCCAGACCUAUGAUAAUCGUCGAAGAAUUUGACAGCAGCAACGAACUUGACAAAGAUUCGUCCAUUGAAAACACCUCGUCCGAUUUGGUAUUGAACUCCUUACCGACAGACAACAGCUCACUUAAUUCGGCUUAUUCCCUGAUGUGUACGUCGAGUACUUGGAUGGUGUCGGCCGGUUGCGUUUCCUUAGCCAUGGCCGUCGUUCUAAGAUGAUCGACAGUCGAUUAACCCGAAUAUCUUCUAUUAUUAUACUAUUACUAUUAAUAUUAUCAUUAUAUUAUAUUAUUGUCUUGUAUAGUGUCGCACAGUAGUAGAAAACGCCAAGAAUUUUGUUGUCAUUGGCCGGCGAAGUAAACUAAGUAGUAUUUUUUUUCUACGCCUAAUUUUCGGUACCUACUAUUUUUAGCUUAGUGUUUUCAUUUGGAUUUUUGUAUAGGUAAUUGUUGUGUUUUGUUGCUUCCGAGAAUAUUUUUUUUUAAAACAAAAAAUAUUAUAUUAUAUCAUUGAAUUACCUAUUAUUAUAAUUAUUAUUAUAACUAUUAUUAUGAUAUCAGUUACUAGAACAUUGGAUUGUAUAACAGUGGCACUUUGUAUAUCUUUUAUAGUAGCCCAGAGGCUAUUCAAUCGUGUAUAUAAGUAAAAAUUACUAUUGUUUAAUCAAAAUAAAUAAAUAUGAAAUUUCAG
Adelges cooleyi (spruce gall adelgid) is the source of this 2037-nucleotide messenger RNA. RefSeq names its product lachesin-like. Gene Ontology annotation, cellular component: neuron projection. The record is from RefSeq and is a predicted model, not a curated record. The coding region runs from base 301 to 1566 and encodes 421 amino acids. The transcript has 11 exons. Lineage: Eukaryota; Metazoa; Arthropoda; Insecta; Hemiptera; Adelgidae.